AUCUUUCCUAAUCAAAUUUCACGCUAUUUAUUUGAAUUUUCCACCAAACUCUUUCCUCCCUGCAUUUUUCCCCCUCUCUCCUUCAAACAAAUCCGUUCACACGAAAGCUGCCCUUUGAAUUUAAUACAACCAGUGUUGCUGUUAUCCUUAAAAGUGCCGAACACUACAAAAUUCAAAGAAAAAAAAAUCAAUGUCUCGUUUUAUUUCCAACAGAAACGAAGGCAUGGAAAUAGUCGUUGAUGUCUGCGAGGAACGACCACGGAACCGAACGGAGUCAGUAGUGGUGUUCUCAAGUUUCGCUUCGUUGGUGGGUAGCGUGUGAAGUGUUACCGUUUAUUAUAUACUCUUUCCUUCUAGAAACGCGAGGAAGCAAAAUUGAGUUGUGCCUGCCUGCGGUGAGUCGUUGCGUGCUCUCAAUCCGAAAUGGACCUGUCACCGGGGCGAUCCGUGGACGAGGUGGUGGAGGAGAUAAUGAGGCUGCACAGAUCGCUACCGGCUCGGCCGGGAAUCGAGGAAGUGGAAGCGGCGAGGACGGUGAUCGCGAACGUGGAGAGGGAGGAGCAGGCGAAGCUCGAGGCCGUAGCGUCGGCGGCGGCGGCGGCGACGCAGCACAAGGGUUCGCACGUGCCGGAGGAGCUCUUGGCGGUGCUGCAGGAGAUGCAGAAGAACGUCGUGUUUUUCCAGAGCAGGGAGCAGAAGCGUGAGCCUCUCAAACUCCUCGAUCUCGAAAACGUGCACGUGCUGUUCGACGAUUUGAUUCAGAGGGCUUCCAACUGCGUUGCCGCGCGCUCCAACGCCAAAGCGUCGGUUUCCAAACGGGAAACUUCCGCCGCCUCCGUUUCGGUUUCUCCGUUCAAGAAAGAGCGUGCGAAGAGUUCGGAGAUUUUGUUCUCCAAAGAUGAUAGUUAUAUGAGUAAGACGAAGCCCGCGCUCUUCCCUGAUGUUCGCCCCGUUGUCUCGUCUAAACCGCAAUUGCUUGAUUCCUCGUUGAAGCCCGCGUCCAAUUCAGGUGAAGAGGGUGGUGAUAAGUUAAGUUUGAUAAAAUUGGCUAGCUUAAUUGAAGUUUCUGCGAAGAAAGGUACCCGCGAGCUCAUGUUACAGAACAAGUUAAUGGACCAAGUUGAUUGGCUUCCUGAUUCAAUAGGGAAGCUAUCGAGUUUAGUCAAAUUGGAUUUAUCUGAGAAUCGAAUCACGGUUCUGCCUUCCACACUCGGAUGUCUUUCUUCCUUAACAAGUUUGGAUUUGCAUUCGAAUAAAAUCGUGGAGCUUCCGGAGUGUGUUGGAGAUCUCUCGUGUCUUGUGUAUUUAAACGUUGGGGGAAACCAGUUAUCAUCUCUACCAGAUUCUUUGGGAAGAUUGGUGCGUCUUGAGGAGCUUGAUUUGAGCUCCAACCAGCUUUCAGUGCUUCCUGAUACCAUAGGGUCUCUUGUAAGCCUUAAGAUAUUGAAUGUGGAGACAAACGACAUAGAAGAGAUUCCGCAUUCGAUUGGUCGUUGUUGUUCUCUUAGGGAGCUUUGUGCAGAUUAUAACAGACUCAAGGCACUGCCUGAAGCUGUGGGGAAGAUUGAGAGUCUUGAGGUUUUGUCUGUGAGGUACAACAACGUUAAACAGCUACCUACCACGAUGUCGUCUCUGACGAACUUGAAGGAGCUGAAUGUCAGCUUCAAUGAGCUUGAGUAUGUGCCUGAGAGCUUGUGUUUUGCUACAUCCCUUGUCAAGAUGAACAUAGGAAACAACUUUGCUGACAUGAGAUCCUUGCCGAGGUCCAUUGGGAACCUUGAAAUGCUUGAGGAGUUGGAUAUCAGCAAUAAUCAAAUUCGGGUCCUUCCUGACUCUUUUAGGAUGCUCACUCGGUUACGCGUCCUGAAAGUGGAAGAGAAUCCUCUUGAAGUCCCUCCGAGACAUGUAGCUGAAAAGGGGGCACAGGCGGUUGUCCAGUACAUGGCUGAGCUUGUAGAGAAGAAGGAUGUUAAAUCACAGCCACUUAAGCAGAAGAAGGGUUGGGCUCAGAUAUGCUUCUUUUCAAAGUCAAACAAAAGGAAGCGUGACGGCGUUGAUUUUGUUAAAACCUGAUUAAAUUCAACUAAAGCCUUUGUUGGCAAGCAACCGAAUCCAUGAGGAGAUGCAUUUGUUUAUAUAAAAAAGGACAAAGAUAUGUCUGUCAGUUUCUAGUCAACAUUACGAGAGAAUGAAUUGGCACGGGAACCUUCGUCGGCUGCUAACUUUGAGGCACCAACUGUAGAAUUCCUGUUUAAUAUAUUUUUUUAAAUUUUUUUUGUAGAAUUUAAUUUUUUUAAUUUUAUUUCAUUUGUAUUUCUGUUAUUUUGAAAAUGAAAAGAAGUGUACAUCCGACCAGGGAAAAAAUUAGGCGUGAGUAAUGGAGAAAAACCAGAGAUGAUUUAAUAUGUACUAUUGAUGUAAAAAUUAAUACCGUAGUAUAUUUUAAUUUGAAGUAACUUUUCUA
Messenger RNA from Cajanus cajan (pigeon pea), 2464 nucleotides. RefSeq names its product plant intracellular Ras-group-related LRR protein 4. NCBI's taxonomy places the organism in Eukaryota, Viridiplantae, Streptophyta, Magnoliopsida, Fabales, Fabaceae. The record is from RefSeq and is a predicted model, not a curated record. Gene Ontology annotation, molecular function: protein binding. Gene Ontology annotation, cellular component: cytoplasm; plasma membrane.